AUGGGCACGUCGAUCCCAUCAGGUAGUGUCCAAAGCCUUUGGGAUGAAGCCUGCACACUGCUGGAUGCUGACACCAAAGCAAAUCUCAGUAGUCUGCAAAAGCCUAGUGUCGAUAUUUUGGAACAGGUGUUGGAAAAAGCCCAGACGAUAAGGCAAAGAACUAUCGAUGAAGGAUGGAAAAUCAACAAGCCAGGCGGUGGAAAAGUCGCUGUUCGCGACGUGUUGGAAAACAUUAUCAAGUGGGUCGACUGCUUCAAGGCCGUCGCUGACACAGCGGUGCAAUACGAUCCAACGCAUGCGGCACUUCCUUGGGCUGCUGUACGAUUCUUAUUACAGAUCGCCGUAAACGAUGUCGAAAUGUUCAGGGCCUUGACCGAAAACCUCGAGUUCAUAUCUCGAAUUAUUACACGGCACACAAUUUCCGAGACUGUCUACGCCCUACGUAAAACAUCUGCUAGCGAAGAGCUUCGAGUGUCUCUGAAAAGGCUUUAUGCUCUAGUGCUUGCGUUCCUAGCAAAGGCCAUCAAGCAUCUAGAUACCCCUGGAUGGAAACGAGUACUCAGAAGUACGACCAGGACUGCCAAGCUGUUCGAAAUUCAAGACAUCGUCUCAAUGGAUUCAGAAGUCGACAAGCUGUUCAGGUUGGUCGCUGCAGAGAGGUCAAUUGUCAGCGAGGAAGAGGUUUCCAAAGCAGUCCAACUUCUCGAACACAUGGAGACACCCAUUGCAGAUCUCAUCAAGCGUGAUAUUGCUGUUCAAAAAGAAAAGAAGCAGGAGGAGUGGCUGGAGUUUCUGACCUGGCUGUCUCCGCUCGAUUUCCACGCUCAACAUCGAGACGUAAGCAACCGCAGGCUGCGAAAUUCAGCUGAAUGGAUUGUGGGACAUCGAGAGGUCGUGGAGUGGAGAGAUUUGACGACAUCUUCAGUGCUGUUGAUCUAUGGACGCGAAGGGGUGGGGAAGUCCAUGCUUGCGUCGAAGAUCAUUGACAGCUUGUCACAAACACAGACUUCGACCGACUCAAAGACUGUCUACUUCUACUGCAAAAGAAGUGCUGCAGAGGCAGAAAGACAAUGCCCUAGGCAUAUCAUGGCAAGUCUACUGCGUCAAGUUGCGAUUAAGGGCAGUCAAGAUAUGACCCAAAACCAAGCAGUGCUAUUUCAACAUUUCAAAAACCGCCAAAAGGAAGUCAAGGAGCAGGGUUUCCGAUUACCUGGCCUGAAAAUUCAAGAAUCGACGGAACUGAUCCAAGAAACGAAAGAUCUGCGUUCUCUGUUUAUCGUCAUCGAUGCUCUCGAUGAGCUAGAAGAGAGGGACCGACCGGCGUUGGUUGAAGCUCUUUGUUCACUGGUUCAUACUGCUCGGUGUGUGGUCAAAGUUCUCGUUACAGGCCGAGACGAUCCGCAGAUUGUCGGACUUCUUUCGGGAGCCUAUCAGAUACGGAUACAACCCCGUGACAACGAUCAGGACAUGGCACCUUUCAUCCAACACAACAUUGACAAAUUGAAGAAAAGUCGAGCGGGAGUUCUUGGACAACAGCUUUCUGAAGGUUUCGAGAAAAGGCUUUCCAGUUGCGUACAGCAGAAAGCUGGCGGAAUGUUUCUUUGGGUCGAACUCCAGCUUGAACGCCUAUCCCUUGCUGAAACAGAGCCGGACGCUCUCGGACUAUUGGAAACUCUCCCGCCAGACUUGAGUGCAACGUACGAAGAAAUUUUGACUAGAGUCGCGAGUUCUGGUCCAAGUUCGUCGCGAAUAUGCGCUGAUGUUUUCAAGUGGCUCCUGUAUGCCAAAGAAACCUUGACUAUUGGCGCUUUACUCCUUGCCGUUUCAUCUAAGGAGAUGCUAUGCAACAACAUUGACGAGUCAUCACUCCUAAGGAUCUGUCGCAAUCUUAUCAUGGUUGAUGAUACUACGGGGGAGGUCACGUUCGCUCACUCGACCAUCCGGGAGUUUCUUCUCUCAAGGCCAGAAUUUGAUCUUCAGAUUUGCCACGCGAGAAUAAUUACCAGAUGCUUGCAUAUGAGAGUCCAAGAAACAUCAGACGACCGAAGUACGCUUCCCCAGCCUGAAGCCGAAUUUCAAAGAUACGCUACACUUUACUGGGCGCUUCAUUACGGGGAUAUAUCCUCAGUGGCCUCCCGCGAGUUGUCUGACCAGAUAUUUGGCUUCGUUUUGGAUGACGACAAAGAGCCUACGAUAGCCUUCCAAUUUUGGUUGCAAGAUGCUUAUGAUUGGUCAUUAGACCUGCCAAGAGAAGAUCCUCUGAGGAGAGACUUCUACGCGCUGGAGAGUUCUUCCUCCACUCCACUUUUCUUGGCAUGCGCUUUCAACCUACACAGUCUCAUGGCGCACAUGGACACACCCCGAUUUGAUUGGAACCAGCCGAACAAACGAGGCCAUACGGGCUUAUACAUAGCUUCUGUGUUUGGACAUAUGAGUAUCGUCAGCUUCUUAAUCGGUAAGGGAGCCAACGCCGAUGCGAAGUGCGGACGGUACGGAAGUCCAUUGCACGCCGCAUGUUUCCAUGGUCACGCUCAAGUAGCAGCGAAACUAAUGGAAAACGGGGCACAAACGCAAUGCAGCGAAACAAUUUUCGGCGACGCAUUGGAUGCCGCAGUUAAAGGUGGCAAUGAGGCUGUUGCUCGGGUGAUAGUUGAGCACGACGCCCCAAUACUCAAGCUCGACCAAGAGCGUAUGAACUCAACUAUCGCCAUUGCGGGUCAUUCAGGUUUCAUAGACGUGGUAAAUCUUCUCCAGACAAUGCGGAGAGAUCAGGCGCAGUCUACGGCCAGGCAAUUGAGCGGCAUGGUCCAGCGUGGCCAGGUACGUCAACUACAAAGAUUUCUCAAGGAUAAUCCUGCUUCGAUCGAGCUAUUGCCUUCAGAUUCUGUCGCCACUGCUGCUUUACACGGGCACUCUUCUAUGGUUGCUUUCUGUAUCCAAAAGGGACUGAGCAUCGAAUCCAGAGGACAAUUCGGAUCGCCGUUGUGUGCUGCAAGCUUGAAGGGACACCAAGAAAUUGUUCAGGUGUUGCUAGGUCUCAAGGCAGACACCAAGGAUGGGGAGGCACUUGAUGCAGCUUCCAGAAAGGGCCAUCUCAGCAUUGUUCAGAUGCUCAUAGGGGCUGCAAACUCCGAUACUGACAUACAUGAUCGCAAUCUUCAACGCGCUCUUUCUAGCGCAUGCUCAUUCGGCCAUCUCGACGUGGUCAAGCGAUUAGUCGAGGCUGGUGCGAGUAUUUCAAAGGCGCAGGCUUCAUUUCGAAUCAUGGAGGCCGCUUCAGAUCACAGUCGUUGGGUUGUUGUGGCAUUUUUACGUGAAGCUGCAAUGGACGUCUAUGGGGAAUCUCCCCAUCCAGAUCCGGCUCCUCUGGACCCAUUCUUCGGUGCUUAG
This is a messenger RNA of Colletotrichum gloeosporioides, 3390 nucleotides long. RefSeq lists its product as uncharacterized. Gene Ontology annotation, molecular function: protein binding. The transcript is spliced from 3 exons. The coding region runs from base 1 to 3390 and encodes 1129 amino acids. NCBI's taxonomy places the organism in Eukaryota, Fungi, Ascomycota, Sordariomycetes, Glomerellales, Glomerellaceae. The record is from RefSeq and is a predicted model, not a curated record.